This is a messenger RNA of Leptopilina heterotoma, 4307 nucleotides long. RefSeq names its product xylosyltransferase oxt. Gene Ontology annotation, biological process: heparan sulfate proteoglycan biosynthetic process; carbohydrate metabolic process; chondroitin sulfate proteoglycan biosynthetic process. The transcript has 15 exons. Lineage: Eukaryota; Metazoa; Arthropoda; Insecta; Hymenoptera; Figitidae. Gene Ontology annotation, molecular function: protein xylosyltransferase activity; carbohydrate binding; hydrolase activity, hydrolyzing O-glycosyl compounds. The record is from RefSeq and is a predicted model, not a curated record. The coding region runs from base 1 to 4197 and encodes 1398 amino acids. Gene Ontology annotation, cellular component: membrane.
AUGGUGGUAGCAAGACAUUUAUUGGAUAGCCGGUCGACAAAUUGUGUGCGAAAAUAUAAAAUAUUUUUUAUCAUCGGUAUCAGUAUACUAUGUAUUCAAGUGUAUUUAGCGUAUUCUUUUUUAACAUUGGAAAACGAAGAUCGAAAAUCUUCGAAAAGACGUGUUACUGACUUGAAGGAUUUUCCUCACUCGGAAGUAGGAGAGGGCCUUCCAAAAGGAACAAGACAAUUGAAACUGCCGCCAGAUAAACAAACGAGUGCAAACAAGCAACAAUCACGUCGUAAUCGUACAAAUAUUGUUACUCUAGAUCGAAAGUCACUAAAUUUUACUCCUAUCUGUGAUGUGACUGGACGAGAGGCAGUGAGUGCCAUAACACGAGCACAAUCUCAAAUAUGCAAAGAGUAUAUAGUCAAUGUGACGUGCCUUAGUCAUCAAGGUUUAUUAUAUCCCAAAACCUUACAAUCUUCCUGUCCUCAUUCCACAGGUUUUACAGGAAUUCCAAAGAAUAUUGGUUGCUUCAAGGAUGACAAACUAUUUCGUGUUCUUACUGGUUUCAAUGCAAUUUACAAGAAUAAUAAUUCGCCCCAACGGUGCGCAUACAUGUGUUUGCAAUCUGGAUAUUCAUUCGCCGGCACCGAAUACUCAGUUGAAUGUUUCUGUGGAAUGGAAGAGCCACCUCAAACUAGUCGACUACCAGAUUCCAGUUGUAACAUGAAAUGUCCUGGAGACUCUAAACAGUCCUGUGGUGGCUAUUUAACUAUCAAUGUUUUCCACACUGGAAUUAAAAAAUUUAAAGCCCAAGAAGCGAAGAAUUCUAGUUCAAAUCUAGUGAAAGAUAAGCCUGCUAGAAUAGCAUACUUAAUUACAGUCAAUGGAAGAGCUAGUCGUCAAGUCAAACGUCUCAUUCGCACUCUUUAUCACUCUUCACAUCUUUUUUAUAUUCAUGUUGACGCGAGACAAGAUUACUUAUAUCGUGAAAUGUUAGAGGUAGAAAGAAAGUGUAAAACAAAUAAUAUAAAAGUGGCGAAAGGCGAAGGAUUGCGACACGCGAGCAUUUGGGGUGGAGCGAGUCUUUUGACAACUGUUUUAAGCUCCGCUCGACAAAUGCUCUCGCAUUCUCAAUCCUGGGAUUUUUUAGUUAAUUUAUCGGAGUCUGAUUUUCCAAUUAAAAAUAAUACACUGUUGACUGAAUUUCUUUCCUGGAAUAAGGGAAUGAAUUUUGUUAAAUCACAUGGAAGGGAAGUUCAACGUUUUAUCAGUAAACAAGGAUUGGACAAGAGUUUUGUCGAGUGCGAGGCACGCAUGUGGCGAAUUGGCGAUCGAAAAUUACCAAACGGUAUUCAAAUCGACGGUGGAAGCGAUUGGAUCGCAUUGAGUCGUAAUUUCGUGGAGUACGUUGCAAAUCCAAAUCCAGAUUCUCUAGUGGCUGGUCUUCUAAAACUCUUCCAAUAUACACUAUUGCCAGCGGAAUCCUUUUUCCACACGGCUCUCAGAAACUCGAAAUUUUGUCAAUCCUAUGUCGAUAAUAAUCUACACGUGACGAAUUGGAAGAGAAAACUCGGCUGCAAAUGUCAAUACAAGGCAGUUGUCGAUUGGUGUGGAUGCAGUCCUAAUGAUUUUAAAAUUGAAGACUUUACACGACUACGCGGAACGUCACAGAGGAAUUUAUUCUUCGCAAGAAAAUUCGAACCAAUUAUUGACCAAAGAAUUAUCGACAGAAUCGAGCAAUGGCUUUAUCCUCAUUCAAUAAAUUCAACUGUCAAUUCAAAGGGCUACGAUAUGUACUGGCAGAGUCUCUAUCAUCACGCAGACUUGAGUCCCUUGGCUGAUGAUAGCCUGCUAACUGUUUCCAAUUCCCUCUCGAGACUCGCCUAUCGUAAUUUUAAUAUCGAAGACAAUGUUCAUCUUUUAGAAACGACGGCCUACUUUCAUGAGAAUAGAUUCUUUGGCAUUUUAAUAAGAGCCGAGGCGAAUGUGAAGAGUAUCGAGUCCUCGACAUUGCAGGCGGAAUUUCCCGAACAAAUCGAGGCAUUGGUUCAUUUGAAGAAAUAUGUAUCGACAAGUUCCGCUUGGUUAGGAAAGAUACGAAAUCUCAAUGUGAACACUGAUUAUGAUCAAAAGGAACAAACAUUUAGGAAUUUAAUUAAUGGAUUAGGACCAUUUUCCACUCCAAUUUUAGCCUAUGAAUUCGAACCGGAAGUGGUGACUCCACAGAAUGUUACUAUUUUGUGGGUCGAUCCUUUAGGAGUAUUAGCUGAUGUUAAUUAUAUGCAACUGGAAGAUUCAACACUCAUGGGACACGUGCGACCGCAAUUAAAUGAACGACUAUUAAUUGGAACUUGGCAAGUAAUUUUAGUUUCGAAUGGCGAAUUAAUGGCGCAAUUAAAAUUCUUAGUCACACCAUUGGCCUAUUGGAAGAAUCAAAAAAUCACAGCUGAUAAAGCACGAGAAAUUCACAAUGGUUCAUCGGGUCCCUAUCAUAUUGCUAAGGAUAUAGUGCAUAAGUGGAGAAAUUUCUUGAAACCUUUAAUAUACUCAGAAGGAGGAAGGCAGCGUGUUAAAAAUAAUGUCGAGGAGAGAAUUGGUUCCGAUCUGAAUCAAUGGAUAGACAUUUUAAUAGCCGAAUAUUAUGAGAUUAAUAAAAUAUGUUAUUUAAAUGGUCGGUUUAAGUUUAAGCCGAUUUUACAAAAAUGCUCUGCCACUCGAUGGAGUUCCCUGAGUCCUGAUACAAAGUCUGAUGUUCAUACUAUAUGUCAAAAUGGAGGGAAAAUGUUGCGAAUUUUGUUAAUUUGUAUUUUUGUUUUUUUAUUGAGCGAAAUUAACAGUCAGUACGUUCCUCCUGAUGCAACAGUUCAACCUCUUCAUCCAGUAGGAAUAAAAAUAUCUAUUCCUGACGAAGAAGGAAUUUCCCUCGUGGCAUUUCACGUAAACUUCAAUACAGAAUUUUUCGCCUUGGAGGCAGGAACAAUAGCACGAGAUAUAAUAAAACCCAGAAGUGGAAGAUGGACUUACGAAGAUCGAAGUACUAGACUCAAAGAAGGGGACGUUGUUUAUUACUGGGUGCAUGUUGUUUUUGAAGGAUUAGGAUACAAUUUACUUGAUCAACAACACACUGUAACAGACUUUUAUGAUUAUAACGGAGAACGAAUUGGUGGAUCAGCUGCAACCGAUUUUGCUGGCAAUGAAACAUGUUCUCCGACUGUGACAAAAGUUUACGGUUACGAAAAUCAAACACAGAAUGUUUGUGGGGGAGCACUUAUUUUCGAGGAUACGUUUGAAAAUGAUAAUCAACUUAAUCAAACAAAAUGGAAUAUUGUUGAAAGAUUUUCUGGACCUCCGGAUUACGAGUUUGUCGUUUAUCGGAAUUCAAAGAAGAAUGUUAAUGUUGUCAAUGGCAAUUUAAAAAUCACACCACUUCUGUUAGAAGAUGCUUGCGGUCACAAUUUUGUCGAAAAUGGAAGCUUAAGUUUGACGAAGUGUACCGGACAACAUGGAUCAAGAGACUGUCAACGCAACGCCCAAGGUUUUCUUGUUUUACCUCCCGUUAUCUCUGGACGGAUUGAGACGAAAAAUAUUUUUUCAUUUCAAUACGGCCGAAUUGUAAUCAGAGCAAAAUUGCCGCGAGGUGACUGGAUUUAUCCACUGUUAUGGCUGGAACCAUUGGACAGGGAUGGAUCACUCUUGGGAAACGAUGCUCUAUUUUGUUUUCAAUUACGAGUAGCGAAUGCUUUUGGAAAUCCAGAAUUACGAUCGUCUAAUGAAGAAGAUUUGAGUGGUCACAUUCUUCGAGGUGGAUUAGUUUCUCAUACACUUUUACACACAGUUGAUGUUUCCACAUUGAAAACAAACGACAGCACCAAAAGUAAAAGGUCACCUCAAUUGUGGUCCGAUGAUUUUCAUCUUUUUGAAAUGGAAUGGAGACCAGAAUCACUUAUUUCCAAAGUCGAUGGAGAAAUUUAUGGCGAAAUGAAAUUUGAUUCUCCUUUACAACUUCCGUUUUACGUAACUUUGGGUGUUGCUGUUGGUGGAUACACUCAGUUUCCUGAUAAUUGUAAAAGCAAAGGUUACACAAAACCAUGGAACAACUUUAAAUCAAAGGCACUUUUGAACUUCUAUCGAAAGCAAUCAACAUGGUUCAACACUUGGAAGUCAGGAACAUCUUUGAAAGUGGAUUUCAUCAAAAUUUGGGCCUUGUGAUGAAUUUUUCUUAUUUUUUAAAAUUAAUUAUUAUAGAAACCUCGACGAUUCCAAUGUUUUAUACACAUUUUUAAUUCUCAUUUACAUACAUUUUAAUACAUUCACCUCAA